CACAACUCAUCGAUCACUGUCUAGUUCUACUCACAAGUCUGUCUCCAUCACCGUGUCACGUCCCAUAAAGUUUUCUCCCUCUCUACCCCGGCCGGUCGACCGCCCUCCUCCAGUCCUCCCCGCCUUUAAAUUUCCAAAGAAAUGAGGUCAUCCAAGCAGCUCCCAACUCACAUCACAUUCAUAUAUGGAUGUAGCAGUAGUACAGGUACCCUACAUUGCCUCUAGAUAAAUGCAGGAUCGAGCCUCUUCCCGUCUAUCCGCCAUUGCUGAGCUCAAGAAGUCUUUUGCGCUGGCUUGCUUCCUGAAGCUAGAUCAUGAGCAGUUCAGACGAGUGGAUGUUUGAGAUGGAUUCUGAACCACCAUCAUCGCCAGAAACCAUCUCCAUUAUGCAUCACCAAACUCCAUGCCACAUCCUGGAGGCUAUGGUUGAGCCUAGCACACAGGAGGAGAUGGAGAUACAUGAGAGGGCCAUGAAGCACGUGAGGGAGAUGGGGGAGGAAAGGAAGAGGAGCAGCUUGAAGAGGAGGCUGAUGAUGAGGCUCAAGAAGGACGGCUACGAUGCCUCCCUCUGCAGGUCUUCUUGGGUCGCCACAACUGAGCACCCCGGAGGCGAUUACGAGUACAUCGACGUCGUGGUGGCGGCGGGGGAGGACGGCGCGGGCGCGGCCUCCUCCUCCAGGCUAGUCGUCGACAUCGACUUCCGGUCCCAGUUCCAGCUCGCCCGGCCGGCGCCGUGGUACGCGCACCUGUGGGCCCGGCUGCCAGCGGUGUUCGUGGGCCCGCGCGCGAGGCUCCGGAAGGCGGUGUCCCUGCUGUGCGCGGCGGCGCAGCGGUCGCUGCGCGAGAGCGGCCUGCACGUCCCGCCGUGGCGGCGGUCCGGGUACAUGCAGGCCAAGUGGCUCCCCCGCGACGUGACGCUGCCCGGUGGGGCCCCGGAGGUGGCCAUGGCCCAGUGGUCGGUAGCGAUGGGGAAGGUGCUCGGCGACGGGCCCCGGAGGUCUGGCACUGGCACGGGCGGCGGCCUCUCCAUGGAGCUGUCAGGCUCCGGCGCUGAGGCGGACGGCUUCCAAGGCCAAGCUGGAUCCAUGUGGGCGUAGUGCCUCUCAUCUUCUACCUCGAGAGGUCAGAUAGGAUCAUAGGAGUAGAGUAGAAUGGAAGCUAGUAGAUGAACUAGCAACCCGUAGUGCUAGCUUGCGGCAACAUUCACAACCAGUUUUUGUGUUUUUUUGCGCUGCCGCACGAGAGAUUAGCAAUGCAAUUUAACGUUUCCUGAUA
This is a messenger RNA of Panicum virgatum (switchgrass), 1275 nucleotides long. RefSeq lists its product as uncharacterized. The record is from RefSeq and is a predicted model, not a curated record. The transcript is spliced from 3 exons. Lineage: Eukaryota; Viridiplantae; Streptophyta; Magnoliopsida; Poales; Poaceae. Bases 315 to 1097 code for a protein of 260 amino acids.